Messenger RNA from Sebastes umbrosus (honeycomb rockfish), 1506 nucleotides. RefSeq names its product ras-related protein Rab-33B-like. Gene Ontology annotation, biological process: Rab protein signal transduction. The transcript has 3 exons. NCBI's taxonomy places the organism in Eukaryota, Metazoa, Chordata, Actinopteri, Perciformes, Sebastidae. Gene Ontology annotation, molecular function: GTP binding; GTPase activity. The coding region runs from base 304 to 1029 and encodes 241 amino acids. The record is from RefSeq and is a predicted model, not a curated record. Gene Ontology annotation, cellular component: Golgi apparatus; endosome.
CAGACACCCAAUCAUCAUCACCAUGCUGUCAGAUCUCCUCCUCCUUCUCCUCCUCUCAUCCACGCUGCUGAGUGUGAACAGUUCUCAAGGAGCGUUUGGGCGGAAAGGUUUCACUAAUAAAACACCUUAAAGAAAGUGUUUUCCCCCCAGAAGUCCUCCUACUACUAGCUCUAUCUAGUUCAGACCUGGUCAAGCUGCAUCUCCAGCAACCUCUCUUCUACAGGACGCAACGUUUGGACGCGCAGCGCGUUUUGUGCGCUUUAAUUAGUUUUCUAGUGAAUUUCCUGUGAACUAUUCGGCUGCAUGGAGUCAUCUCUGGAGUUCUCCAGCUCUCUGGGUAGUGUGUCCUCACUGUUGACUCGAUGUCGGACCUUUAAGGUGCUGGUGAUCGGAAACUCCGGGGUGGGGAAGACUUGUCUCACUCACCGGCUCUGCUCCGGAGACUUCCCCCGCAGGGUGGAGGCCACCAUCGGGGUGGACUUCCGCGAGAGGCAGCUGGACAUCCACGGAGAGAGAAUCAAGCUCCAGCUGUGGGACACAGCAGGUCAGGAGCGUUUCCGUAAGUCCAUGGUGCAACACUACUAUCGCAACGUCCACGCUGUGCUCUUCAUUUAUGAUGUCAACUGCCCUGCCAGCUUCAGAGGCCUGACUUCCUGGGUAGAAGAGUGCAGGCAGAACUCCCUCGGCCAGGAUAUCCCCAGGUUCCUGGUGGGUAAUAAGAGUGACCUCCGUGACCCCUCCGGGACUGACGGCCAGGUGAGCCAGGAGCGGGCGACGAGCUUCGCCAAAGCCCACGGCAUGCCGUCUUUUGAGACGUCUGCCAAGAACUCGCCAAACAAAUGGGGGAACAGUCGAGGAGGUGAUGGGGAGGUGCCGUUUCAGCAGGAUAAUGUGGAGGACAUCGUUUUUGCUCUUGGUGCCAAACUGAAGAGACAGAAGAUACCUUUAGUAGCAAACGCCUCGAUGCACGGGUCCUUCAAAGUCCUGAACAAGAAAAGACCAGAGAAAGAGCUGUGGACCUGCUGCUGAGACAAAGAGAGAGAGAGAGGGAACCGUUGGCCUUUUCAGAUGGAACAAUGGGAUGUUUUUAGUUCUUUCUAAGUGUAUGAUUGUGUGUGAACGGACGUGUGUUUGUGUCAGUAAGAGAAUUACCAUGUUGUGCAUAAUGUUCACUUUUUCCUCUUUUACAUUAGAAAUAAAAUAAAUAAUAAGUUGCUGUUUCUCCCACACUGAACUUUAAUAUUUAUACUCUUAAAUGUGUGAGACAUCCUUCUUGGAAAUUUUGUCAAUAUUUGUGAUCUUAUAUUGUUUACAAUAGCUACAAAAUAAAUUACUGUGAAUGUAAACAUUAUUUGGUGGAGGCUCUGUCCUGUCUGUCCCGGCCCACUAUAUUCUGCUCUGUAUACGAGUAACUUUAGUACAGUGGUGUUAAUUUAAUCCUGGCUGUUAAAGCUGCAGUUGGUAACUUUGAGCAAAUGUGAUAAAAGGUUAUUUUUUAUAAAACUG